AGGCCCUGCUCCUUUGUUAUGGAGAUUUUCAGAUUUUUUUUAGAUGGGCUGAUAGUCGGAUACACUCAUACACACAUCUGAUACACUCACACACAAUAGACAUUCAUUAAUUCAACGAAAUUAACUGAACAGGGAGAGGGAUGCAACAGCAUCGAUCAGACUCAGAAGUCAGAAGUUGAAAAUCAAUAAGUAAUAAGUACAAACAACAAACCUGGAUCGACAAAUGUCGUCGAUUGAGCGUCGAUGUCGUCGAUUGACCCGUCAUCCGUCGUCUGAUCACUGAUGGUUAUGUUGGUGUCGUCAAUCGUGGUACGAAAUCGAUGGAGAAUUGAGAUGCUUUCCGGUUGGAAGUCGAAACGCAAAUGAACGAGGCAGGAAGGAGGCGGAUAGUGGGAACGAAGCAGACGACUCGUAUUGACGAGUUGGUUUAUUGAGAAGGCAUCAUUUUCAGCGUAGAGUACCCCAUCACCCAAACACACACAAACGAUAAUGGCGGUGUCGGCAUUGAUGGUAGUCGCAAUGAAGACGCUGUUUAGCAUAUUGGCUUGUCUGAUGUUUGCUACGCUUCUAUGGGCAACCGCCAUGGAUGGCCUCGCUUCUUGUAUCGACCUACGGGAUAGGUGGCUUGUAGCGGCACUCAUAAACUUUUACAUAAAUUUUGCUAUUAUGGGGGCUUGGAUUGUCUACAAGGAAUCAAGUUUGAUCAAGGCAGCUGUUUUAAUAUCAAUAGCAAUUAUUGUCGGAAGUGUUGUUACAUGUGGAUACAUCGCUUUGCAGUUCUUCAAGUUGUCACCUGAAGAAUCUUCAAAGGAUCCAUUAUAUUUUGUGUUAGUGAGACAUCAAAAAAGGGAUGCCUUGGAACACAUGAGGGGACCUUCUGUUGUAACUGCAAGAGUAAUCAUUUCUGCAUUAGGCUUUUUGAUGCUUGGAACUUUUAUUUAUACAUUUGUUGUUCAUGGAUCUCCAAUCCGUAUCUCACCGUGUAUGAUAGCAGUAGUGACUGACUUCUAUUUCCACGUUGUGGCUUUAUCGGUGUGGGUGGCAUAUAAGGAAUCAAGUUGGAUAAGUGCUUUCUUUUGGAUACUUUCACUUGUAUGUUGUGGGAGCAUUGCUACAUGUGUAUACAUAGUGAAGCAGUUGUUCUACCUCUCCCCUCAGCAGCCGGUUUCCCUUGUACUUGUCAACAACAGUAACAGAAACUUGCUCACAAGUGAUCCACUAUUGAUGGCCAAUACCAAUGCAUAAGUAGAUUAUUAGUAGAUUACUGCAAGAGUUUCCUUUCUUCUAAAUGUAUCUUUUAUGAUUUCACUAUUAUCGGACACUUUUACACUUUUGUUACUUCAGUUUGGACAAUUUUAUCCUUUGAAAAAUU
Molecule: messenger RNA, 1372 nt
Organism: Lactuca virosa
Lineage: Eukaryota; Viridiplantae; Streptophyta; Magnoliopsida; Asterales; Asteraceae
Source: the annotation of a GenBank genome assembly